AUGUCUAAAUUUGCUGAGCCGAGAGUUCCUUUCUAUCGAAAGUCGAAUUCUACCAAGCUCUUUACAUCAAUCUGCUUUGUGAUCAGCUUGGUAGCAUAUGUCAUCUACAAGGGGGGUAAGGUAUUCUUUACAAGAUUUUUCUCUGUACCUCCAUAUAAGUAUGAGGAGAGUAUUAAAGCGGCAUAUGAAGGAAAUGGACUUAUUCCUGAAUCUAAGGUGGGCAUUAAGACUGCUAGUUACAGAAGACGGUUGAUUCUUGCCUCUGUUAAACCUCAGCAGUACUCGACUGUGCCGUUGAAUACGAGGGAUGGAACUGAUUGUUCAGAUCGAAUCUAUCGGCAAAUUCGUAUUGCCAAAAUUGACAAGGAGCAAAAUCCCGAUUUUCUAGAGCUUGUAAAGCCAAUUGAACCCAGUUAUCCAUCCCGUAAAGUUCUUUAUGGCUUCUUUCAUCCCUACAGUUAUGCCGGUGGUGGUGGAGAACGUGUCUUGUGGCAAGCUGUCUAUAUUACAUUGAAGCAGAGCCCUCGCAAUGUUGCUCUUAUCUACACAUUUACUGAAAGCAACGAUCGUUCCGUGUCCACUUUACUUACCGAUGUCCAUCGAACUUUUGGCCUUGACUUUUUUGAGAAGGAUAUUCAAAACAGAGUAGUAUUUCUGCAGUUACCCAACAAGUAUCGGUGGAUUGUCGAUGGACGAUCUUUCAAGUUUUUGACUAUGGCAUUUCAAGCACUCGGUUCUUUUAUUCUCUUCUUCAUUGCUAUGAACCAAUGUGCUCCAGAUAUCUUUAUUGACACUUUAGGACUACCAUUUUCCUACAUUCCAGCAGGCCUGUUUAUGCAGAUUCCAAUCUGUGCUUAUGUUCACUAUCCAUGGGUGUCGGAUGAUAUGUUAAAUAAGAUCUCAUCUAAGAUUAGAAAAAACCCGCUUUACGUCUUGAAAUACAGCUAUUGGUAUGUGUUGAUGAGACUGUAUUCGAUAUGUGGUUCGUUCCUUACAGUCUCUGCAUGCAAUUCGAGCUGGACUUUGAACAAUUUAUUGAAGGUUUGGACUUGGGCCGAUGAAAGAACUAGCCCUACUAUUAUCUAUCCUCCUACUGGAAUAGAGGAAUCUAACAUUCAUGUUGACGUGAAAGCAGAGCGAAAGAAAAUGUUUCUUUACGUUGCCCAAUUUAGACCUGAAAAGAGGCAUGACCUUCUUAUUAGACAGUAUAAUGAAUACUUGCAUGUCAGCAAGAGUUCCAAGAAGUACAGAUUAGUUCUUGCUGGUACCACAAGGUCGGUUGAAGAUGAAAAGAUGGUUGGACACCUUGAGCAAUUGGUUGCCGAGCUUGAAAUUCCAGAAGAAUUGGUGAGCUUUGACGUCAACGCACCAAGAAAACAGAUCGACCAAUAUUUAAGUGAAGCCGAAUUUGGCCUCAACACCAUGUGGAAUGAGCAUUUUGGUAUAACGGUUGUUGAAUAUAUGCUCUAUGGUACUAUACCCAUAGUCCAUGCAAGUGCGGGUCCUUUGUUGGAUAUUGUGGUACCAAUUCACCCUGAUACUAAAGUUUUACUAACGAAGGCCGAAAGAGAAGGCACCGAGAAGGUGGAUGAAUCAUGUCAAUCGGGAUUAUUUUUCAAAGAUUCUUCUGACCCUGACUACGGCUCGUCUCCAGUGAAGUACUCAACCUUAAGUGCUGUUCUCGAAAAGGCUUCGAGCCUUACCGUGGCGCAGAAACUCUCUUACAGACAAAAUGCAAUGCUGGUCGCUGACAAGAAGUUUGGAAGCCAUGUAUUUGAGAAUGACUGGGUAAAGCUUUUAGCUAUUCUUGGUAAUUCUGAAUUACACACAAGGGAGCACAGAGACAAAGUGGAAAGGUUAUAUUAA
This is a messenger RNA of Brettanomyces nanus, 1866 nucleotides long. RefSeq lists its product as uncharacterized. NCBI's taxonomy places the organism in Eukaryota, Fungi, Ascomycota, Pichiomycetes, Pichiales, Pichiaceae. Gene Ontology annotation, biological process: protein N-linked glycosylation. The transcript has a single exon. Gene Ontology annotation, molecular function: GDP-Man:Man(3)GlcNAc(2)-PP-Dol alpha-1,2-mannosyltransferase activity. The record is from RefSeq and is a predicted model, not a curated record. Gene Ontology annotation, cellular component: endoplasmic reticulum membrane. Bases 1 to 1866 code for a protein of 621 amino acids.